AUUCUGGGCCACUAUACAUGAUUGUUUGUGAUCUUCUUGAGGAUAAAGAGGAAGAAGACAUUCCUAUUAUUGUUGAGAAUAUAUUGAAUAAAGUCAAAGAGGAAUUUGAAGGUAGAUUGGCUGUACAUCCAAUUGCAGACGAGCCUCCUAGCACUAGUACAGAAGCUAUAAAGAAGAACAAAGAUCAAAAGGAAGAAUCAAUGCCAAAGAUUACGAAAGAGGAUUACGUUAAGGAGCAAGAACAAAAAAAUAGAGAAAAAGAAUUACUGGCACUACAAGAAAAGGCUAAAAAGCAGGAGGAAGCUGAUAAAGCUGCAAAGGAGCAAGAGCGCAUCAAAGAGCAAGAACGCAUCAAGGAGCAGGAGCGGAUCAAGGAACAAGAGAGCAUCAAGGAGCAAGAACGCAUCAAGGAACAGGAACGUAUCAAUAAAGAGAAGGAGGAAGCUGAGAAAGCGGCAAAGGAGCAAGAACGCAUCAAUAGAGAGAACCAAUUAUUAGCAGAAAAAGAAAGGGCUAGAAAGCAAGAAGAGGAAAGAGCUGCAAGGGAGCAAGAACGCAUCAAGAGACAACAAGAACUGAUAGCACAAAAAGAAAAGGCUAAAAAGGAAGCUGCAGAAAGACGUGCAAAGGAAAAAGAACGUAUCAAAAAAGAGAAAGAAUUAAAAGCCCAAAAAGAAAAAGAGAGAAAGGAGCAAGAACGAAUAAAAAGACAGAAAGAACUUCUUGCACUAAAAGAAAAGGCUAAACAGGAGGAACUUUCGGCAUUUGAGCUAGAACGGAUUAAUAGGGAGAGAGAAUUUCUAGAAGAAGAAGAAAGGAUUAGAAAGGAGGAGGAGGAGCAAGAGCGGAUUGAAAAAGAGAACGAAGAAAAGAGAGAAAAAGAAAGGGCUAGAAAGAAGGAGGAAUUUAAAAGAAAAAUGGAUGAAUAUAACAAACUAAAUGUAAACCCUACAAAGCGGAAGGAGCUAACUGAGCAACAGGAUAAAGAAUUACAGGAGCUGCAAGGCACCCUUUCUACUGCAAAAACAGACGUGCGGUCGAUGCAAAAGAAUUGCCAAGACGAUGCUGAAAAUCUAGGAAAGCAUGUGGGAACUUUAUGCCAAGCUGCAGCCGGGUACAAGAAGGUUCUAGAAGAAAAUAGAAAGCUAUAUAAUCAAGUGCAGGACUUAAAAGGAAGUAUCAGGGUCUAUUGUAGAGUGAGACCCUUUUUGCCUGGAGAAGAGAAUCAUGUAACAAGCGUGGAUUACAUGGACGAAGAGACUGUAGCAAUUAUUGUUCCUUCAAAAUCCGGAAGAGAGGGUCGAAAAGCAUCUAUGUUUAAUAGAGUUUUUGGUCCGACUUCGACUCAAGAAGAGGUUUUUUCGGACACCCAACCAUUGAUACGUUCAGUUCUUGAUGGAUUCAAUGUAUGCAUAUUUGCAUGUGGUCAAACGGGUUCUGGAAAAACUUACACAUUGAAUGGGCCAGAUGACCUAACACAAGAAACAAUGGGUGUAGGAUACAGGGCAUUAAAUGAUCUGUUCCUCAUCUCAGAAGAGCGAAAGAACCUCAUGAACUAUGAGAUUUCUAUCACUAUGGUUGAAAUUUACAAUGAUGAAAUCAGGGAUCUCCUCGUGGAAGAUGAAAGUACAAAGAUAUUAGAGGUCAGUAGCAGCUCAAAGAAGGGGAUAAAUAUACCCGAUGCACAUCUUGUACCAGUUUCAUCAACAGAUGAUGUUAUAAAGCUAAUGAACCUUUGUAAAAAGAAUCGUUCAGUGAAUGAUCAUAGUAGUCGAUCACACAGUUUCCUUACGGUGUAUGUUUUCGGGAAAGAUGUGACAUCCGGGACAAAAGUGAAAGGCUGCAUGCAUCUAGUUGACCUUGCCGGGAAUGAAAAGCUAGAUGAUUCUAAUGAUGAAGUAACGUACAUAAAAAAAUCACUUUCUGACCUAGGAGAUGUCUUGGUAGCUCUCACCAAUAAAAGUUCUCGUGUUCCUUACAAGGCUUGUAAACUCACACAGUUGCUUCAAGAUGCUCUAGGAGCGCAAGCAAAGAUACUCAUGUUUGUUCAAGUACAUCCAGAUAUCGAUAAAGCGGGAGACACACUUGGCACAUUCAAAUUUGUUGAAAGGUUUUCAAUGCUUGAUGGUGGAUGUGGAAAGUCUCCAGAAGCAAGGGAUCUGAAAGAGCAGAUUUGUUACUUGAAGGCUGCCUUAGCUAAAAAAGAAUCCGGAGACCCUCAAUGGCAACAGUUAGCAAUGAGUUCACCAAGAAGUGGAAAAGAAUCUGGUUUCGGGGAUUUGGUUGGAAAGCAUACUGGUGGUUUAGAAGACGAUCCAGACGAAAGUGGGUCAACAAAAUCCAAGAGUACAAGUUCAAAGCAACCAAGCAAGAAUCCGAUAAAAAAGAUUGCAGCCGGUGCGUUAGCAGCUACCAAGUUUGGGAAGCCAUCAACUAGUCUUGAUAAGAAAAAGAAGGUCGGCAAGUAAGGUGCUGUUAAUUUUUGCAGAUGUAAAAUGUAUGUGUCUCAUCUCAUGGCUUUGUGAUUUGGUGAUCACGACUUAUGCCUGUGUCAAAAUUAGUGGAUGUUGGCGAAGGUUAUAUAGGUUUUUAGAUGAAGAAAUGUCUAUUUUUUUUGUUGUAUAAAUGUUGUAAUUAUAGAAAA
Erigeron canadensis is the source of this 2644-nucleotide messenger RNA. RefSeq names its product kinesin-like protein KIN-14Q. The record is from RefSeq and is a predicted model, not a curated record. The transcript has 12 exons. Gene Ontology annotation, molecular function: microtubule motor activity; ATP binding; microtubule binding. Gene Ontology annotation, biological process: microtubule-based movement. NCBI's taxonomy places the organism in Eukaryota, Viridiplantae, Streptophyta, Magnoliopsida, Asterales, Asteraceae. Bases 18 to 2468 code for a protein of 816 amino acids.